This is a messenger RNA of Malus domestica (apple), 4570 nucleotides long. RefSeq names its product DIS3-like exonuclease 2. Gene Ontology annotation, molecular function: 3'-5'-RNA exonuclease activity; RNA binding. The record is from RefSeq and is a predicted model, not a curated record. NCBI's taxonomy places the organism in Eukaryota, Viridiplantae, Streptophyta, Magnoliopsida, Rosales, Rosaceae. Gene Ontology annotation, cellular component: P-body.
AGAAAAGAAAAGCAAACGGCGACGAGAGAGGGAAAAGGAGAGGGGAAAGACAAAGGAAUCGAAAGUCGGCGCCUCAUGUCUCGUUAGCUUAGCCGACCAAUCAUCACGUCCUUUUCCCCUCCCCCACCACCUCCUCCUCCUCCUCCCCCCGCCCACCAAAAUCCCUCUCUCUCUCUCUCUCUCUCUCUCUCUCUCUCUCUCUCUAACACACAUACACACAGAGUUUUCCACUUUCUUAUAAAACCCUUACUCCCUCUCUUCCCUCUCAUUUUCUUCUCCUCCAGUUUUUCCGUUCUUGUUCCGUUUUAUUUUUUGUUUUUAACUUCUUUAAUUCCUCUUCUCUGUCUCUCUGCGGUUUCUUCCGUAUAUAUUUUUUCCCAAUCGGAAGACGCAUCGAUUCUAUUUGAGAUCUUCCCCAAAAAUCUUAUCUUUUUUGGGUUUUAAUUUCUGGGUUUAUUUGGAAAUUGAUUUUUUUUUGCUUCUUUAAUUAUGAAAGGCGCGGUUGUUCAAUCGGUUGUUGAAAGGGUUGAAGACGGCGAUAAGGAGAAGAAGAAGAGGCGCAGAUCCAAUCGCCGAUCCAAGCAAAACAAUUCCACUUCAGUAGCGUAUUGGUGCUGUUUGGCUGUUGGGUAAUAUAAGUCCUGGUCAAGGAGUGGGAUUAUCCUGCAAAUGCUAAGCAGCUAGUCCGAUAAAUGAAAUACGAGGUGAAGUAUUUGAGUGCCUGGCAAAUGGAAGUAUGCCUCAUCAUGUAAACACAUCCUUGAAGCAACUUCAGUUAGACAUGCAUUCUCCAUAUGAGCACGGAAUGAUCAAAGCAUCUAAUUUUGCCUUCAAUUCAUUGCCAACAAUGCACAUCAAUGAACAAGUCAACCACGAGGAUGUGCAAAUUUUGGUAUAUCAGCACUCUCUCCAAUGUGAUCCUUCUGAAAGAGUUAUUGCAAAUUCUUGUCCUAAACCCUUGGCUUGUAGAGGAUCACCUGCAAUGUUCAAGGAUUUCCCUAUUCAUAACAUUGAGAGUCAUGCUCGGAGAAAAUGUUUUACUUCACACUGGCCCAUAGAGGCUGUUAAUGAUGCUCUGGAGAAAGGUGAUGCUUUCAGAGCUGUGUUUCGAGUCAAUGCACACAACCGACUUGAGGCCUAUUGCAAUAUUGAUGGUGUACCAACGGAUGUUCUCGUUGGAGGACAUGCUGAGCAGAAUAGAGCUGUGGAAGGAGACAUUGUGGCGAUUAAGGUUGAUCCCUUAGUGUUAUGGACUAGGAUGAAAGGAUCAGCUGGGACUUGUACCAGCUCUGCACUGGUGGAGGAUUUUAACUUACCACAAGAAGCUAAUGAAAUUUCUGGUCUUAACUGCAAAGGUAAAGAUAAGGUAGACGAAGUGAAUUUGUAUGAUAAUGAUAGAAGAAGCCUGUUUCCUGAGAGGGGCUCACAUCCUGAAGAAAGUAACACCCUUGGUGAAUCUGUUAAUUCAGAGCGAAUUGGACAAACAAGUUAUGAUCAUAUGACUGGAAGGUACCCCUCGGCUUCAGAUUCUUUACGAGCAGGUUCUCAUGGUGAGCAGAAUGAAGUUGCAGUUGCGGUAGAGUGGAUGUGUGCCACGAUCAGUUCAUUCCCUUCAAAACGACCAACUGGCAGGGUUGUUGCUAUCAUUGAAAGGUCUCCUCGUCGAGACGCUGUUGUUGGUUUUCUUCAUGUUAAGAAGUGGAUUGCUUACAGGGAGGUUUGCAGAAACGACACGAGAAAGAACAAAAAUGGAUCAUUUUCUAACAACGAGUACAUCCAGAUGACCCCAACUGACCCCAGAUUUCCAAAAAUGGUGGUCCUUGUGAGAACCCUGCCUGAUUCGAUCAAGAAAAGAUUGGAGAAUGGUGAUGAGUCAAUCGAAAUGGAAUUGUUUGCUGCCCGAAUAGAUGAAUGGGAUGAACAAAGUUCUGCUCCUCAAGCUGUCAUCUUGAAUGCUUUUGGGCGGGCAGGUGAAGUACAGCCACAAGUUGAAGCAAUUUUAUUCCAAAAUUCAAUUAAUUGGUCUGAUUUUUGUCAUGAAUCACUUUCCUGUCUUCCUCCUCUCCCAUGGGAGGUGCCUCAGGAGGAAAUCAAAAGUAGAAAGGAUCUUCGAAACCUGUUCAUAUUUACCAUCGACCCUUCCACUGCUACUGAUCUGGAUGAUGCUCUCUCAAUUGAGAAAUUACCCAAUGGAAUUUUCAGAGUUGGUAUCCACAUUGCUGAUGUGUCGUAUUUUGUUUUGCCUGACACACCCUUAGACAAAGAAGCUCAAUCUAGAUCAACAAGUGUGUAUAUGUCACAGAGGAAAUUACCAAUGUUGCCUCCUUUGCUCUCAGAGGAUAUUGGUUCGCUUAACCCAGGAGUAGAGAGACUUGCAUUUUCAAUUUUCUUUGACAUCAACCAUGUUGGGGAUGUUGUUGACCGAUGGAUUGGCCGCACUGUAAUAAGGUCUUGUUGCAAGCUAUCUUAUGAACAUGCUCAGGAGAUUAUCAAUGGGAAACUUAAUUUGGAAAGUUCUAACAUUUUAGGACAUGGUCGUCCUCAGUUGCAUGGCCAUUUUGAAUGGUCUGAUGUAAUUAGAUCUGUCAAUGACCUUCAUGAAAUUUCCAGAGUUUUGAAGGAGAGGAGGUUUAGUGAUGGGGCUCUUCAGCUUGAAAGCUCCAAAGUUGUUAUUCUGUUUGACGAAAAUGGAGUUCCAUAUGAUAGCAUGUAUUCUGAAUGGAAGGACUCCAAUUUUCUUGUCGAGGAGUUUAUGCUUUUAGCAAAUAGAGCAGCGGCUGAAGUCAUAUCUAGAGCUUUUCCUGAGAAUGCAUUACUGCGGAGGCACCCAGAACCUACUAUGCGCAAACUCAGGGAAUUUGAAGCAUUUUGUUCUAAGCAUGGUUUGGAAUUGGAUACAUCUUCUUCUGGGCAGUUCCAGCAAUCAUUGCAGAGAAUCAGGGAAGAGCUCAAGGAUGACUCUGUUCUAUUCAAUAUUCUUAUGAAUUAUGCUACAAAACCAAUGCAGUUGGCUUCUUAUUUUUGUAGUGGCCAAUUAAAAGAUAGAGAAAAUGAUUGGGGUCACUAUGGACUUGCUGUUCCUUUGUACACUCAUUUUACGUCACCACUGCGUCGGUAUCCAGAUAUUGUGGUGCAUCGCACAUUGGCUGCAGUUAUAGAGGCAGAGGAGUUAUUUUUGAAAUGUCGGAGAAUAUUGAAUAAUUUAAGCAGGGGAGAUGAAGUUAAAAUGAGAUGUUUCACUGGUAUUUAUUUUGAUAAGGAUGUUGCUGAAUCCUGUGAAAUCAAGGAAGCAUUAUUGGCAGCAGCAAUAAAGCAAAGAGUUCCCUGCUCUGAAAUGCUUGCUGAUGUUGCCGCUUAUUGCAAUGAAAGAAAGCUGGCUAGUAGACAUGUCAAAGAUGCUUGUGAUAAGCUAUACAUGUGGGCCCUGCUGAAGAAAAAGGAGCAGUUGCAGAUUGUCCUGUCAGAAGCAAGAGUAUUGGGUGUAGGACCUAGGUUCAUGUCCAUUUAUAUUCACAAGCUUGCUGUUGAACGUCGAAUAUAUUAUGAUGAAGUUGAAGGCUUGAUGGCAGAAUGGCUUGAUGCGACGUCCACAGUGGUGCUGAAUUUAUGUUCUAACAGACGCUCGCUUAGGAGAGGUAGUCCUGGUAAAUGGAGGGCACUUGAAGAUGUUGCCUUGGUUGUAAGACCUUAUGGCCUCAAAGCUGAACUAGGCGGAACUGGAAAUAGUUCUAAUGAGGGUGCUGGGACCCAAGAUGUUGGCGGAGCCACCCAUAGUGAAAUCGAUCCUUUGGUUUUCCCCCUUACACUGCGUGUUCUUUCAACCAUUCCUGUAGUGCUUCAUGCAGUUGGAGGGGAUGAUGGACCCGUCGAUAUUGGGGCAAGGCUGUACAUGAGCUCAUAUCUCUGCUAGAUUGGGGUUUGAACUGGUUAACCUAGUUGCCGAUUGAUGGAACUUACAGAGACGAAUGGUUUAUUACAGAUGAAUGAUAACAGGUCAGGUUCUGUUGCUUAUAGGAAUUUAGUGUAUAGACUGGAUAGAGGUUUAGAAGAAAAUAAUAACUUUGUGGUUUAGAUAUCCGCUGAUGCUCUAUGGAUUUGUCUUAUGGCGAAACAUUUUGUGGAAGGGUGUUGAUAAUGGAGAAAGGGGGUGUGUCUUAGUCUGUGUUAUUGGCUUAUCGCAGCUGUUUUUGAUAGAGCUGCUUGCUGGAAUAGGCCGCUGUUUUUGUUGGCCAGUCUCGUCCAGUGUAACUCGGUGAAUAUGCGCCUGCUGUGUCAGGCCCUUUGACACCGAGUUGUUUAAGCCAAAAUUGGGUUGGGGGUGGUUAAUUUUCUGUUUUUGUUAUUCCUGGACUGCUGCCCAUAAGGUUUUUGCUGUUUAUGAUCUGGUUUGUUCUUGUGACAUGAAUAUGGGACUGGCAGUCUCCAGUUGAAUCAUAUGCAAUCGCAACACUUAUGUGAAUUACAGUUUCCAACUUUAUUUGCUGUUUAUGUUUAUGCCAUGGAUUAGGUAUUGCCAACUUUCCAGUGUUAUUUUGGAUGACAGUUUUCUUCCAAGUAAUAUGAUUCUUCA